UGACCAGUUCUGUCCCUAACAGGCUGCGUUUACCAUGGGGCCAGACGUGCCCCUGCUCAACGACUACAAACAGGAGUUCUUCUGGAAGCGCUUCCCCCAAACAGUGCUGGGAGGUCCACGCCUCAAACUGGGCUACUGUGCCCCUCCAUAUGUCUAUGUCCAUCAGCUUGUGCUCUUCCUGACACCAUGGCUGCUUGGUGGUGUGGGCACCCUCUUAUACCAGCUUCGGGUAAUGGGGGAUCUCCAUGCCGCUGUCCUUUCUGGUGCCCUUAUGUUCGUGGCUGGUGGCACCCUGCAGGCCCUGGCACAACGCGUAGCGCAGAGGACAGGUGCCGUACAACGGCUGCCGGCAUCCAACAACAUCCUCGCGGAUGAGGAGGAGGUGGAGUUCACGCAUUGCAUUGCCCCAGAGACAGUUCGCUUCGUGGUACCUGGGAAGAGGUUCAUGGGAAAUGUAGUUCUGCACACGGCAUUGGCUGGCACAUUGUGUGGGCUAGGGACAUGGUACCUCUUGCCAGACAGGCUCAGUGCUCUGUAUGGUGGCACAGGAGCAGGCAUGGGGGCAGUAGUGCCCAUCUUUGUACUAAGUUGGCUGACACUGUGUAUUGGGCAGUACUCUUUGAUUGUAAAUACAGCUACGGAGACGGCCACAUUCCACCCACAAGACACCUAUGAAAUUACACCGCUCACCAGACCAUUGUAUAUAUUUGCUUUUGUGGCUGUGGACCUAGCUCAGAGGUUUGCUGGACCCAUGCCUGAGCUACAGUUGACCAGUCAGGUGCUGCACGUGUUGUUCCUGGUGCUGCCGUUGCUCUGGGCGUUGGGCACUCUGUCUCCCCUCGAUGCCCUUAUCCUGUGGGGCAUGGAACAGAGUCUGGUCUUUGGCCUGGGCGGAUCACCUAUGUCCACCAACCUGAGGCUGUUUGUGAUGUUCUUGUCCUCCGCGUGUGUCGCUGUUUGUACUUUCUUCAUCCCUUCCUCCCUGGGCGUUGUUCUCUUCACCAUCGCAGUGGGGUACCUUCUCAGCCAGGACCUUAGCCAACUGGUAUUGCUUUUUCCAAGGAGAAAAAGAGAUUCCUCCUUCCCAUCUCAGACCUUUGGACUUGGAUGGUGGGAGUUGCCUCUCUCUCUGGUCCUCUUAGCGGGGGCCAUGACUGAGGGCGGGCUUCUCCACCACUACUAUCCCACCGUGGGUAACCACAGUCUAAGCACGGAGGCGCUUCCUAACUGGGUGUUAGAGGAACUUCCAGAACCCCAGGUGGCUGUCGGAUACGUUCUCAUUGCCCUCUUCGUCUUGACCAGAACCCUUAGAGAGAUUCAGGGGGCGUACAUACUUGGAGGGUUGUUCCACAACUCCCUGUAUCCCAGGCAGGCCAGCAGUGUGCAGGCUUUCAGGAGGAGGAGCCGGGGCAUUCGUGCAGCUGGUCUGGUGAGAAGGGUUCUGCUUAACCUGGUGUCUCCAUUUGCCAUGAUUGCAUUCCUUUCCAUGGACAGCUCUCUGCAGAGGCUCCACACUGCUUCCCUCGCUGUGGGCUUCACACGGGCAUUCAGGGUGGUGUGGCAGAGCACUGAGGAGACAUUGCUCCAUAUGACUGUGGUGGUGGUGGUGAAGUUGGCAUCUGAAGGGAACGCAGUGAACAGGUGGCACAGUCUGGAUACUGGCAUCCAGCUAAUACUGGUGGCUUUGAUAAGUGACCGUCUCUCUCAGUUUCUGUCCAAGCUCAAGUUUGCCCUGACUGUGCUGGUCACCUCCUGGACAGAGACCAAACAGCGGCGCCAGUCUGCAGGAGCUCUGUUGGCGCUGAAUGGGGCACUUUGUCCGUUGCUCCUGGCCGUGGUGGCUCUAUCCGCCCUCCUUUCCGCACCACUCCUGCCUCUCUUCACACUGCCCAUCUUCCUGGUGGGCUUCCCAAGGCCCCUACGCUCCUGGCCGGGCACCCCGGGCACUGCCUGCCCCUGCCCAGACUCUGUGUACUACCGACAGCUGGGUGCAAGUCUGGCCUCUGCACUUAGGAGUGCCCUCGCCAGGGGAGUCUUAGGUUCUUCUUCACCCGGGUCACAUUUUCUGGGACGGUUCCAGGACCGAGUUGCUUGGAUCACGGUUCUGGAGAGAGGCUAUGGCUACUGCACAGUUAAUAUCAAGGGUCUGGAACUGCAGGAGACCUCGUGUCACACUGUGGAGGCUCGGAGAGUGGAUGAGGUCUUCGAGGCAGCGUUUGAUCGUUUGGAGAGCCCUGGGACUUUUUUCCACGGUCUCAACCCUCACUGGGGAAAUGCCCUGACUCCCUGCACGGCCCUUCCCGUGCGCGUUUACUCCGACGCCCGCAACGUCCUGACAGGCGUAAUCGACUCGCCCGACCACCUACGGCAGCUCAGGCUAGACUUCCUGAAAUGUCUGCUCUGGCUUCUCCUGCGCCACUGCGCCCAGGAAACGGCCUUCGGCAACCAUAAAGGGACGGACAGGAAAUCACAGAGCUCCCAGCACGCUCUGCAUGUGGAGCCGGGCUCGGGCGAAGUGAAGGUUGCCGUCCCUCCUGCACCUUCGGACGACUCGUCGUCUCCGGUGCGCCUGAGGAGGGACAGCUCCAGUCUGACGUCAUUUGGCGACUGGUCAGACGAGGAUGACUUGUUCGGGCCGGUUCCGGUGCGGCGGCCAGUUAGGGUGAUCAGGACUGGGGGGGGAGAGGACGGACGGACAACGUUGGAAUGUGGCAUCUCUUUGCCGGGUUCAGUGGAGAUCCACAGCCUUUAUGAGAACAUGGCAUUGUCUAGCCUCCCUCCCCUCAGACCCCUGGGGCUGGGACUCGGUCUGCCUGCCGUGGACAAAGGCAAGGAGAACCUCACAGCCCCCACCGGAGUCACACCAGCUCAGCUCAACUUCAGGUGUCCUUAUUCGGAGCGUCUUUCUCUUGCACCAGCGUGGCGAACAGCCCCCUUACCCCCAUCUAGGCUCCAGCCUCUAAGGCCUUUCUUUCCAGAAGACUGGCUUCGGUUCUGUCUGUCCCAGUUGGUGCUGGAUGGAUUUGGGGAUGGGGAUUUAGAGCACAUGUCCCAAGCACUGCUGGAGGACCAGGUUCUGCUGGAGCUCUAUGCCCAGGUGGUGCUGUCAUGCCUUGUUGCACUUGGGGCGGAGGUUCCACUGCCCAGCCCCAGUUACGUGUUCAGAGUGUACUGCGGGGACGCUCCAUGGACAGAGGGGCUGGAGUGGCUCAAAGGAAAUAAAGAGCUGUAUCAGCUUGCACUCAGGGCUUUCAGGUACAGUGUAAAGUUGCUGAUAGACCAGGCCAGCCUGGGUCCAGUGGAGAGUCUGGAGGAGCUGCACAGCACCCUGCGGGAUUACCACAGUGACUGGUUCAUUGGCCUCACCACAGACCAUGGCUGGCAUGAAAACGUGUUGCAGGAGAAACCCUUUCUCUUCUCCCUUGGCCACGAUCUCACUAUGGGUACGUACACAGGACGCGUGCUCUCCCUGCAGGAACACUUGGUUCAGCUGGGCCACUUGAAUGAAGAGGGUGUUCGUGGCCAGUGGGCCAAUUUGUCGUGGGAGCUCCUCUACGCUACCAAUGACGACGAGGAGCGCUACAGCAUCCAGGCCCACCCAGUCAUGCUCCGCAACCUAACUGUUCAGGCCGCAGACCCGCCGCUUGGUUAUCCCAUUUACUCAUCUGCUCCCAUUCAUCUGUCAUGCUUAUGACACCAGCUACCGCACCCCCAGCCCUCUGCAUUCAACAUAUCCAAAAAACACACUUAUUAUCUAUUACACACGACAUCACUUCAUCACAUAACCCCCUGAACCACACUUAUUUUUCUAGCCCCCUUCUGUUACAUUGAGGCUCUCGAUAACCUUUCAGUUUGUGCUGUUUCUGCCUCAUUCUUGACCGUAAAGAUCCUACCCAUCUUGCUGGUGUUGCCUUAAGAGUUUUUGUUCCUCUUCUUGCAAGUACUAUCCUGGCAGGUUAAGACACUUAAUGUCCAACUGCUUUGUUUAUUUGCACGGGAACUGGCCCUUAGUUUAUAUCUAAAUGAAAAAUUCAGAUGGAACUCGGAGCUCUGUAGUUGGAAUAAUUCUCGGGGUAAUCUUGGAACAGUACAAGAAUUUCUGUAAUGCUGGAAACACCUGUUACAGAAUGGAUAUGAGGGCACACUUUAUGCUGAACAUAUGAGAUUUCAACAAUCACAGUACUGCUCAAGUAUCCAAUUAUAAUUUCAUCACAGAUCCAUCAAGUAAGAUUUAGUUGCCCUAAUUAUACCCCGCUUGAGUGAAACAAUUCGCAUGAACUGUCCGGUCAUGAUACGCAAGCAACCCAACUACACAUGCUACAGACCGGAUAUUGUCUGUUUCAUUUCAAACUUCAGAGUGUUUUUCUGAAGCCCCUGUGGAAUAAUACUUCAUCUGUGGAAUUUUGUUGUUGUUUCUUAAGGAAAGAAACUGAUGCCCCUAUCAAAGUUUCGUAUAGUCUUUUCCCCCCAGAAUUUGGGCCUGUGAUAUAUGAUGUGAAUUGGAAUAUAACAUGAGGACAUUUUGUGGAAUAGCCAUUUAUGUUAUUCGAUCAAAUGCCAAA
Chanos chanos (milkfish) is the source of this 4562-nucleotide messenger RNA. It is a transcript of the gene pcnx4, whose product is annotated as pecanex 4. The coding region runs from base 35 to 3694 and encodes 1219 amino acids. The transcript is spliced from 10 exons. NCBI's taxonomy places the organism in Eukaryota, Metazoa, Chordata, Actinopteri, Gonorynchiformes, Chanidae. Gene Ontology annotation, cellular component: membrane. The record is from RefSeq and is a predicted model, not a curated record.